GUUGACAUUUAUCGCUCUUAUUCAAUAACACUUCAACACGAUGGAGUUCACGGAGGGACUUUAGACCAAAAAUCAUUGUGUUUUGGAUAAUACAAGCGGGACUCGGUGCUCUGGGAGGAUGUCUCAGCUGCUGAGGCUUCUCUCCGCAGCUGCCCUGCCUCUCUGUCGGGCAGCGGGAGCCCGGGCUCGGCUGUCCGCGGUGCUUUCGGGACGGCUCUUCUCAGCCGGAUACAGGAGCUCCGCUGCGACGAAUGUCAGUCGGACGCCAGCUACCUUCCUGUCCUGUCGCAGAUUCCAGACCCUUCAGAGACGACUGUACUCCACUGAACCCAAAGAUGGAAAAGGAGGAGUGACAGGAGGAGGAGGAAGAUCAUCAGGUGGAGGGAAGAAAGGAGGGAAUGACUGGUGGAGCCGAUUACAAAAGGGCGACUUCCCCUGGGAUGAGAAGGAUUUCCGGUACCUGGCGGUCACUGUGGCGGGGGUCAGCUCCGCACUGCUGUAUUACUACUUCAGAGACACGGGCAAAGAGAUCAGCUGGAAGGACUUCAUCCAUCGCUACGUGGGCCGAGGAAUGGUGGAGCGGUUAGAGGUCGUCAACAAACAAUAUGUCAGAGUGAUCCUGUCGCCGGGGGCGGACACUGAUGCAAGCUACGUGUGGUUCAACAUCGGCAGCGUGGACACAUUCGAGAGGAACCUGGAGGCGGCGCACAUGGAGCUCAACCUGGAGCCGUCACACCGCCCUGCCGUGGUUUACAGCACCGAGAGCGACGGCUCCUUCCUGCUGAGCAUCAUCCCCACGCUGCUGCUGGUGGGCAUCAUGCUCUGGACCCUGCGACGGGGCCCGAUGGGCGGGGGCCCCGGCGGCGGCAGGGGGGGGCCGUUCAGCAUGAGCGAGUCCACGGCGAAGAUGAUGAAGGACAACAUCGACGUGAAGUUCAAAGACGUGGCCGGCUGCGAGGAAGCCAAGCUGGAGAUCCUCGAGUUUGUCAACUUCCUGAAGAACCCGCAGCAGUACCAGGACCUGGGGGCCAAGAUUCCCAAGGGUGCCGUGCUGUCGGGGCCCCCGGGGACCGGGAAGACUCUGCUGGCUAAAGCCACGGCCGGAGAGGCCAACGUCCCGUUCAUCACCGUCAACGGCUCCGAGUUCCUGGAGAUGUUCGUGGGCGUCGGGCCGGCCAGGGUGAGGGACAUGUUCGCGAUGGCGAGGAAGAACGCGCCCUGCAUCCUCUUCAUCGAUGAGAUUGACGCCGUGGGGAGGAAGAGGGGUGGGGGGAACUUCGGGGGACAGAGUGAGCAGGAGAACACCCUGAACCAGCUGCUGGUGGAGAUGGACGGAUUCAACACGUCCACGAACGUGGUGGUCCUCGCAGGAACCAACAGAGCCGACAUCCUGGAUCCGGCUCUGAUGAGGCCGGGACGCUUCGACAGACAGAUCUACAUCGGUCCUCCAGACAUUAAGGGCAGGGCGUCCAUCUUCAAAGUUCACCUGAGGCCCAUCAAGCUGGACCCCGCCAUGGACAAAGACAACCUCGCCAGGAAGAUGGCGGCCGCCACGCCGGGGUUCACCGGCGCCGACAUCGCUAACGUCUGCAACGAGGCGGCGCUGAUCGCUGCCCGUCAUCUGAACACGUCCGUCGGCGGGAAGCACUUCGAGCAGGCCAUCGACCGCGUCAUCGGAGGUCUGGAGAAGAAGACUCAGGUCCUGCAGCCGACGGAGAAGAAGACGGUGGCGUACCACGAGGCGGGACACGCCAUCGUGGGCUGGUUCCUGCAGCACGCCGACCCCCUGCUGAAGGUGUCGAUCAUCCCGCGGGGGAAGGGUCUGGGCUACGCUCAGUACCUGCCCCGGGAGCAGUACCUGUACAGCCGGGAGCAGCUGUUCGACAGGAUGUGCAUGAUGCUGGGCGGACGAGUCGCCGAACACGUCUUCUUCGGGAGGAUCACCACGGGAGCGCAGGACGACCUGAAGAAGGUCACGCAGUCUGCAUACGCUCAGGUGGUGCAGUUUGGGAUGAGCGAUAAGGUGGGCCAGGUCUCCUUCGACCUCCCUCGGCAGGGGGAGAUGGUCCUGGAGAAACCGUACAGCGAAGCCACGGCGGAGCUGAUCGACUCGGAGGUCCGGGAGCUGGUGGAGCGAGCGUACCAGAGGACGCUGGAGCUCAUCACCGACAAGAAGGAGCUGGUGCAGCUGGUGGGACAGCGGCUCCUGGAGAAGGAGGUCCUGGUUAAAGGGGACAUGGUGGAGCUGCUCGGCCCGCGGCCCUUCGAGGAGAAGUCCACGUACGAGGAGUUUGUGGAGGGGACCGGCAGCUUCGAGGAGGACACCACCCUGCCCGAGGGCCUGCGGGACUGGAACCAGGAGCGGGGGGCCGAGGAGGAAGAGACAAGCCCCCCUCCUCAGGACAAACAGCAGGCUGUGUAGAGAGGGGGCGUAAAGAUGAGCAAAACGAGCGCUCCCCCCCCCCACACCGGACAAACAGCAGGCCGUGUACAGCAGGGGCGUAAAGACGAUCAAAACAAGCGCUCCCAUCCAACCUGCUGCAGAAACACUGACUGAGUAUCCAGAGCCGGGGAGGAGGGUUAACCCCCCCUCAGGCUAAUAAUGAACGCCCUCAAUAUACUGUGUUUGCUUCAGGGUGAUAUUUAAGAUUAAAUUACUGAAUCCAUUUUAGCAGGGUCUCACUUCCUUCAGCGCUCACUGAAGACCUCAUGGAUGUUAUUUAAGUUUUGCCUUUAAUUUGGGGCGGAGACACGGGGACAUUUUCCUGUUAUCGUCUGUCCUUCAUGAGGUCCCGUCACAGGAAAUUCAACAGUGGAGCCACGAUUUCAUUCCUCAUUCUUCACUAAGAGAUGGAUUUAUUUCUGGGUGUUUUGUGUUUAAGUUCCUGUUUCCAAAAGUUAAAGAAAGAAAACAAAAUUAAGAGUUAAUUAUUCAUUCAAGGACGUUAAGAUGAGGAAACCAAGCCCUCCCAUCUUCAAACAAGCCGACUGACUCCGUUUCCAGAGCUGGGGAGUAGAUUUACUCCCUCUAAUUAAUAAUUAAUGCCCUCAAUUUGCUGUGUUUGCUUCAGGUAAUAAUUAAGAUGAAAACAUGAACUAAAUCUGAUAAAGCGACGUCUCAAUUUCCCCCAAAACUCAAGAAAGAUUUUGUUAGAUUUUAUUUUUAAAUGAGACAAAGAAAAGACGAGCAAAUCAAGCGCUCUGUGUUUGCUUCAGGUAAUAAUGGAGAUAAAUACAUAACUUAAUAAGUGAUAUCUGUUUUAGAUCAACCCUCGAUAAACUGCAUGGAUUUGAUUAUUCUGGACGGAGACUCGUGGAUAUCUUCCAGUUGAGUUUUUUUUAACACUUAAAUAACAAAAUCCAUUACAAAGCAAACUUUGUUAUUCAGUUUAUCUGUAAACUAUGUCAUUGGCUUUUCCCUCAAGACGUGAUUUAUUUCAGGUUUCAAGAAAGCAAAGGAAGCGGGAAAGUAAGGGCCUUAAAUAUGAAUUCAAGGAUGGAUUUGGGGGUCAGAAGUGUGUCGUUUAUUUGAAUUCCUCAGACGCUGCAUCAGCUUCCUUCCUUCAGUCCAACAGGAAGACGCAGAUUGAUUUUUAUUUAUUGCAUAAAGACGUCCAAAAGGUCAAAAUGCCGCCGCGUUACAGGUUUCUUUGAGAGGUGUAAAAACGUUAAGAGUUGAUGUGAAGUUAUUUUGUGUUUCCAGCUGCUUUCACUUCAUGUGACGGAGGUCUGUCCUGCAGCACCGAAACGUUUCUGUCUGAAACUCCCCGAGCUCCUCUUCCUGCUCGCUGCUGGGACGUUGUGAUGAUGUUUGUAUGGAUUUUGUGCAAAAAUGUCAAGUAAAUAAUAUCCAAUAUUCAUAUUUGAGUUCAGUCUGACGGAUUUCCAAUGCUUUCAAAGGAGAAAUCCCCCUAAAAAAUGAUUUAUGUAGUUAGUUUGCUACCCCCCCCCCCCCCAAAGAGCCCUUAUUUUAUGUUGAAAUGUUUUAAAUCACCCCUUAAAGAAUGUAAAACCAAUUAAAGUAAACAACAAUACUCUGUCGGCCCUGAUUGAUUAUUGGGAUAAUGUUUUAUCAGAUAAGGGAUGUGCUGUUGAAUUAAUUGACAAUUUCCCUUGAUUAUGGAAGAGGGUUAUCCCCAAAAGUAAUAAAUAAAAUAUGUAUCUUAA
Messenger RNA from Eleginops maclovinus (Patagonian blennie), 4167 nucleotides. RefSeq names its product AFG3-like protein 1. The coding region runs from base 119 to 2422 and encodes 767 amino acids. Gene Ontology annotation, cellular component: membrane; m-AAA complex. Gene Ontology annotation, molecular function: zinc ion binding; ATP-dependent peptidase activity; ATP binding. The transcript is spliced from 16 exons. The record is from RefSeq and is a predicted model, not a curated record. Gene Ontology annotation, biological process: mitochondrial protein processing. NCBI's taxonomy places the organism in Eukaryota, Metazoa, Chordata, Actinopteri, Perciformes, Eleginopidae.